AUGGCCGACCUACAGGGACGCAAGGUCUUCAAGGUCUUCAACCAGGACUUUGCUGUGGACGAGCGUUACACCGUCACCAAGGAGCUGGGACAGGGAGCUUACGGUAUCGUUUGUGCCGCCGUGAACAACCAGACAAGCGAGGGCGUUGCCAUCAAGAAGGUCACCAAUGUUUUCAGCAAGAAGAUCCUCGCCAAGCGCGCUCUGCGCGAGAUCAAGCUGCUACAGCACUUCCGAGGCCAUCGCAACAUUACCUGCCUCUAUGACAUGGACAUUCCACGGCCAGACAACUUCAACGAGACAUAUCUGUAUGAAGAGUUGAUGGAAUGCGACUUGGCCGCCAUCAUCCGCUCUGGCCAGCCCCUUACCGAUGCCCAUUUCCAGUCGUUCAUCUAUCAGAUACUGUGUGGGCUGAAGUACAUCCAUUCGGCGAACGUGUUGCACCGUGACCUGAAGCCUGGUAACCUGCUCGUCAACGCCGACUGUGAGCUCAAGAUCUGCGACUUCGGUCUUGCUCGUGGCUUCUCGGUCGACCCCGAAGAGAACGCUGGGUACAUGACUGAGUAUGUCGCUACGCGAUGGUACCGCGCCCCCGAGAUUAUGUUGAGCUUCCAGAGUUACACCAAAGCUAUUGACGUCUGGUCUGUGGGCUGCAUCCUCGCCGAGCUUCUGGGCGGCCGUCCUUUCUUCAAGGGGCGCGACUAUGUGGACCAGCUUAACCAGAUCCUUCACAUUCUCGGAACCCCGAACGAAGAGACUCUCUCGCGCAUCGGAUCAUCCCGUGCGCAAGAAUACGUGCGAAACCUGCCCUAUAUGGCCAAGAAGCCGUUCCCGACGCUGUUUCCUAACGCGAACCCCGACGCUCUCGACCUGCUUGACCACAUGCUGGCUUUCGAUCCUUCGUCCCGUAUCAGUGUUGAGCGGGCGCUGGAGCACCCGUACCUGCAAAUCUGGCACGAUGCGUCGGACGAACCUGACUGUCCCACCACCUUCAACUUCGACUUCGAGGUGAUCGACGAGGUUGGUGAUAUGCGCAAGAUGAUCUUGGAGGAGGUAUACCAGUUCCGGCAACAAGUCCGGACCGCGCCCGGCGCAGGCGGCCAGGGUGGUGCCGGACAGCAACCGGGUGCAGGUCAGGUACCAAUGCCGGCCGGCGGAAACACACAGUGGAGAGCCGAAGACCCUCGGCCUCAGGAGUACUUAAACCAAAUGGGAGGCCUGGAGGGUGAACUACAAGGCGGCCUAGAUGCCAGCAGGAGAUAG
Anthostomella pinea is the source of this 1260-nucleotide messenger RNA. The record is from the annotation of a GenBank genome assembly. NCBI's taxonomy places the organism in Eukaryota, Fungi, Ascomycota, Sordariomycetes, Xylariales, Xylariaceae.